CUUUUAAUUAAGUAACAGCAACUCCAAGCAACUAUUGUAUAACGUACUACUUCUAUUCACGCAGGACGGUAUAACAAAAACAGUGCAGUCUAUCAGUUUCUGCAAAUAAGUGCAGUACUUAAAUGUUUCUGUAAAGAAAAGCAUGACAUGAUAUUCGACAAUGUGCUUUUGUGGCAGAUUAUUUACUAUAUUGGCCGUAUUGUGAAAGCGUUAGUCUACAUUUGGACCUACCCAUCUUGGUAUUUUGUGGCAAUAUUGAGUGUGCUAUUAACAUUGGUCCUGUACCAGUGCUUUACCGAUGUUAAAAAUACGAAUCAAGUACGCGAUGCGUCGGCGACUCGCACAGGGCCGCGCGCUGGGAAAUACAGUGCCGUCAAAGGUCGUCCAUGUCCCAUUUCGCCGUCAGAUCUGUAUCUGGCCGUUAACCCUUUAGCCGAUCCACUUUUUAUUGCUAGCUCGAACAAGAGCGCACUACUGCGCUCAAUCCGGAUAUUCGGAGAUGCGUUUGACGAACCCGAUUUGAAUGAGCUAGUAGCCAGUUUGGAGACGGUGCACUUACACAACGGAAAUGUACUUUGCAACAUUGGUGAACCGGAUGAACACAUCUAUAUACUCCAGAGCGGACAGCUCCAUGUGUCCAGUGCCAAUGACCAGACAAAGGCUGCGCCCCUUGCAGUACGAAUUGUUCGUAUUCCUGGAGAAAGCGUCUAUUCGGUCAUCAGUGUACUGGAAGCACUAAACGGUUUUCUCAACAGAAAACGUCUGAGUAGGAUCACAGCCGUUGGCGGCACCGUGGUGGUCAAGCUUUCCAUCAACACUUUGAAAACAGUUUUAUCAAAGAAUCCCGAAUCGACCUUGCGCGUGGUGCAGUUGAUCAUGAUGUGGAUUCACCGCGUACUCCUGGUGGCACUGCUAAGCUUUUUGAGGUUAGACGGCAAUGCAAUGAUGAAGAUGGCGAAACUGCCGAUUGUUCCCCAACGUGAACGAGGAGAAAGUCUGGACAAACCAAGCAGCUUUCGAAGGAGCGUGCAUACAUUUGUUCCAUAUAGAAGAUCCGACUCGCAGUCGGCAGAAUUGGAAUCCAUAAGCCCAGAUGCCGAUUUUCGAUGGGGCGUGAAAGAGCUCAAAUCAAAACUCAAACUGGAUAACCUGUCAAUGUUCGAGAACAAGCUGAAAUACCUGAGCGUGCCGGCUGCCACCUUAAUUGUACAAGCAACGGAAAGCGAUGCGCCUUUGCUGUUUGUCGUAUCUGGGUGCUUAAGCGCCUGGAUCAAACAGCCAGAAGAUUACACCGACGAAAAUACAAUGGAAGCUUUUACCAUAAAUCGGGGAGAAAUGUUCAGCGGAUUAGCGGUGCUUAGUGGAGAACCGAUGCUUUUUCAAGUGGAAUCGAAAGUGGUUACAAAACUAAUUGCUAUCCAUCGACAUGAUUUUCACGAAAUGAUACGGAUGAGGCCGCAGAUUGUAUCGUCGAUUGCCCAGUCCGUAAUCUCACGUUUGUCACCUUUCGUCCGCUUGAUUGACUUUGCUUUGGACUGGGUACACAUCGAUGCCGGGCAGGUUUUGUAUCGCCAAGGAGACGAACCAGGAAACAUCUUUGUGGUAUUAGCUGGUCGAAUUCGUGGCAUUGUUAGCAGAGAGAGUACCAACGACCUGACGCGAGAUUACUGCAGAGGAGAUUUGAUCGGACUUGUCGAAGUAUACUGCAGAAUACCGCGUUUUUCGACAAUGAUGGCAGUUCGAGAUGCUGAAAUCGUUCGCAUCCCUGUUCCGCUGCUGAACUUUCUGGUGUCGCACUACCCAGCUUUAGUUACCAGACUGAUUCGAUAUCUUGGCAAAAGUGUUGCCUCCGCUCUGCACAAGGUCACCAAUCCCGAAAACCCAAUGAAUGGUCUAACGCAGCUUCCGAGCAACCCGGAAACACUGACCACCAUAGCAGUGGUUCCAUGUGAUAAGUUCACGCCACUGGACACAUUUGCUAUGGAAUUAGAGCAUGCCUUUUCCGAUAUCUGUCGAACCGUGAGAAUCUGCAGCGAUGACGUCAGGAGAGCUAUCGGAAAGCGCGCUCUAGAACCUGUGUCCGAAGCAAGGUUGUCAGCAUGGUUAGCGCAGAGCGAAGCAGAAAACCGCAUUGUGUUGUAUCAGUGUGACCACUCUUUGUCGCUUUGGACCAAGCGCAGUCUGCGGCAGGCCGACUGCAUACUACUUGUUGGAAUGGGUGACCGCUGUCCUACAUGCAAGGCGGACGCCGUACUUCAAGACAUUGACGAAUACAUUAACAGUUGUGCCACUUCUCUUCGUGCCAGGAAAGACCUCGUGCUACUGCACAAGCAUGACACCAAAAUACCGCGAUAUACGGCAGAAUGGUUGGACCAUCACGAAUGGUGCUUUCUGCACCAUCACAUCCGCUGUCCCGCACGCAUGUUUCAGCCGCGCCGGUCAAAAAACUUCCAAGAAUAUUAUCAGUCCCUUAUCCCACCUAUGAUUGACAAACACAGCGAUUUUGCUCGCUUGGCACGAAUCUUAAGCGGUACAGGGAUCGGCAUGGUGUUGGGUGGGGGUGGAGCUAGAGGUUUCGCCCAUGUCGGCAUGUUAGAAGCGAUGAAGGAAGCGGACAUCCCAAUUGACAUGAUUGCUGGGGUGAGCAUGGGUUCGUUCAUUAGCGCUUUGUGGGCACUGAAGUACAAUAUUCCCGAUGUGCGGCUCAUGGGCAAAUACUGGGCCGACAACGUCCUCCGUCCUUGGAACCUGGCGCGAGAGUUCACGUAUCCAUACAUGGCAAUGUUUAGAGGAAGAUGGUUUAACGAGAUACUGCGGACAUUGUUUGAUGACAUCCAAAUAGAAAAUCUCUGGAUUCCGUAUUUCUGCGUUUCAACCGAUGUUACCGAUUUAGGAGCCAGGAGCCACGGAAGAGGCGCUUUGUGGCGAUACGUGCGAGCCAGCAUGACAAUUGCCGGAUUCCUUCCGCCGAUCUGUGAUCCUGUUGACGGUCAUUUGCUAAUCGAUGGCGGGUACACAAACAAUUUACCGGCCGAUGUAAUGCGGCAAAGAGGGGCAGGCAUUGUCCUCGCUAUUGACGUUGGUCGUGAGAAUGACCGACAGACGUUUGCCUACGGUGACGAGUUUUCCGGUUGGACUGCUUUAAAGCAUAAGUUUUGGCCAUGGGGCGCAACUAUCUCCUUGCCGGAUAUUGCCGAACUUUUGUCUCGUUUGGCGUGCACCGGGUCGAUUAACACAUUAGAAGAUUUCCAGAAAGCGCCUUGGUGCUGUUACAUCCGACCACCAAUCACUUCCUAUCAGACUUUGGAGUUUAAAAGCUACGAUGAAGUCGUGGACGUAGGAUACUAUUUUGGUCAGAUGACCUUUUCGGAGGAUGGGCUUGUUUGGUCUAAAUUAGCAGACAUGGAAAGGCAGCUGCUGACCACGAGUUUCGGACUGUACAUACCACAUUUAGCACAGCAGCCGGUUCUUGGACAGUAUUUAGCUGAUUUAGCAUCCUACGUCCUGGUAAAGGAAGAGCCUGAAGAACAUACCCAUGAACCGGAGGAACAGGCUGCACCAAACAAAAAUCCACAACCGGACCAAAGGAUUGAGCAGGAUCAAGAUUUGGAGUACAGAGCGAAUGCUCAUAUCUUGAAGCGGAACAAAAAUGACCACGAGCCUGUACAAAUUGUCGUUCAGCACGAAACGCAAGAUGAUCUUGACACCGAGCGCAGUUCUUUUGACGCAUCGUGGAAAGUUGCUGAGCACCUUUCGGAUGUUGAUUUGCCGCCAACUGCUCUCAAAAUCGCCGAAAGCUUCUGGGCUUAUUCCUGAAAACAUUAACGGUGCAGUGGUAUACAUAUACCGUAUAUUCUUAAGCUAUCAGUACGAUGAAUCCAGCUUCGACUAAACCAAGCCUAGCCGCUUUCUGUGUACUCUCGGAACUAAAGAUGUGCACUCUUAGCAGUAUUAAACAUUCAUGCAUUCACUUUUUUAUAGUUUUAGGGCAGGGACUUUGGACUUCUGUGUUUGAUGGCAAGAGAGAUCCCGUUUCAUUUCUUUUUUUCUGUUAUUAAAUAAUUUUCUCUGAUAGUUUGCAAUUUGUAACGGUGAAAGUAAUAAGUCCACUAAAGUUAGUGAUGUAAUAAGUGCACUAUGUAGUCCAUUCACUGUUACUCAUAUUAACAACGCACUUUGUUAUUGUGUUGAUAUUACUCAUUUCAGCAGCACAAGUCGCCAUCGAACAACCAUUGUUUCUUGCCGUAUGCCGAGCAGCGGCAUAGGUUUUAUUGAAGGAUUAUCUUAGUUA
This is a messenger RNA of Paramacrobiotus metropolitanus, 4291 nucleotides long. RefSeq names its product patatin-like phospholipase domain-containing protein 7. Gene Ontology annotation, biological process: phosphatidylcholine metabolic process. Gene Ontology annotation, molecular function: phosphatidylcholine lysophospholipase A1 activity. Gene Ontology annotation, cellular component: endoplasmic reticulum. The record is from RefSeq and is a predicted model, not a curated record. Lineage: Eukaryota; Metazoa; Tardigrada; Eutardigrada; Parachela; Macrobiotidae. Bases 148 to 3816 code for a protein of 1222 amino acids. The transcript has 14 exons.